Messenger RNA from Guillardia theta CCMP2712, 637 nucleotides. RefSeq lists its product as hypothetical. The annotation marks the transcript as partial. The record is from RefSeq and is a predicted model, not a curated record. The transcript has 13 exons. NCBI's taxonomy places the organism in Eukaryota, Cryptophyceae, Pyrenomonadales, Geminigeraceae.
AGGGGGAAGUUGGACAUGGUUGGUAAGAAGUCAAGGAAGGGCAGAGCUGCUGCAAACUCUGAUGAAGCUGAGCACGAGGCUGCCGCAAGCUCUCAGAGUGAGAAGACGCUCUACGACCUGCUCAACGUUAGCAAGGAUGCCUCCAUGUCCGAGAUCAAGAAGGCAUAUCACAAACUCGCCAUCGAAUGUCAUCCUGACAAGCGACCUGACGAUCCAGAGGCUAAAGAGAAGUUCCAACAGCUGCAAAAAGUGAAGGAAAUUUUGCUAGACGAGGAAAAGAGAAAAGUAUACGAUGAGACAGGCGUCGUUCCGGGAGAUGGCUGCUUUGAUGGACUCCAAGGAAAGUCCUUUGCCGAGCUUUACGAAUACUAUCGGGCAAUUUACCAACCUGUUACCGAAGAAGAGUAUCAGUCUUGGGAGAAGAAGUACCCUGGAAGCGAGGAAGAGAAACAAGACGUUGCAGCAUUCUACAAAAAGAAGGCUGGUAACAUGUCACGGGUGUGUGAUUACAUUCCAUUCUGCGAGGAAGAAGAUUGCUGGAGGAUCAAAACGAUCAUAGAUGAGAUGAUUCAGAAAGGAGAACUGGAGGUGAGAGGAUAAAGCAGCUUACAAGAAGUUCAAACCCAAGCAAUACUCC